CGUGCUCCAAUGUUGUGCUAGCUGCUUUAUCAGUGACAUAACCUUAUUACAAUCUUUCGCGAUAACAAACCUUACCGGAAAUGGACUGCGAAUCAUCCCAGCCUGCAGGCCAAUCCCAGGACGAUACCGUGCUAAAUCUGAGCACCGAGUCCUACUUCACCGUUGACUGGAAGCAAGAAUUUCAAGAGGACACCGAGCAGGCCAUCCUGAACCCAUACCCAACGGACAAAGUUAUGCCGGCGAUCACGCGGUUGCUGUCUAGUCUGUGCGAACGGUUCCAGCUUUCCCACAGCAUCGAGUUCUCGGCCAUCGACACGUUGGAACAACUGCUGGUGAAGAUUCUAGCUGCUCAUGAUGAUUCGGCCGAAGAGAACUUUCUUCGGCAGGCGCCUUUGUACGUGCUCACGGUGCUCAAUCUGGUUGGGAAGUACUUGAACUCCAGCACCAUGUUGGAUCCCGGGUUGAUGCAGCAAAUACUUGAACGCACCAGCCCAGAGCUGGCUUGGAACGAUGGGCGAUUGCGGGAGAUGGAAUUCGAUGUGCUCAAAACGUUGAACUACAAGAUAUCUGAAUCCCUCCUGCUGGGUGCUGUAGAGCGGUUUUCGAAGGACUACAUUUUGACGCUUGGAAUAGCCCGGAAGAAUACCAUCGGCGACGUCGGGGUCAAACUGCUGCGGGUCGUUUAUGCUCAAAAACAUGCCAUCUACAGCAGCUUGAGAUCGAGUAUGAAUUCCGAAGACAUGUUCGUGCAGUUCAAGUCAAAUCGGCUAAUCCUUGCUGCGGCGGUGGUAAUGUCCAUUCUGGAGUUUUGUCAGGUCGAUGACAAGCAGAUACAUGAUCGUGUCGUCGAGUCGCUGUCCAGGGAGUGCUUCGUGGACCCCAUGAAUAUUGUCUUCUUAAAAGAUGCCAUUCUUAACGUGAUCAACUAAUUCUGUCAUGUUUACGUGACAGGUCGCUUAG
Molecule: messenger RNA, 960 nt
Organism: Culex quinquefasciatus (southern house mosquito)
Lineage: Eukaryota; Metazoa; Arthropoda; Insecta; Diptera; Culicidae
Exons: 3
Coding region: 81-929 (282 amino acids)
Source: RefSeq, a predicted model, not a curated record